Messenger RNA from Scaptodrosophila lebanonensis, 3065 nucleotides. RefSeq names its product protein mab-21-like. The record is from RefSeq and is a predicted model, not a curated record. NCBI's taxonomy places the organism in Eukaryota, Metazoa, Arthropoda, Insecta, Diptera, Drosophilidae. The transcript has 3 exons. The coding region runs from base 774 to 1880 and encodes 368 amino acids.
AAUUCUGAUGCCGUUGCAGAUGCAGAUGCAGAUACAGAUAUAAUAUCUGCCAGAUAGUACUGCAAUGUGAAAAGCGCGCGCGUGUUUCACAAACAAAUCGAACAAACAAACAAACUUAACAACAACAAUAAUAAUUCCCAAUUGUGUCUGUGCCACUAAUUUCGUUGCAAUAUAAACAACAACAACAACAGGAACACAGCAAACAAAAGCAACUAUUUAGAAAUAAACUAAAGUCCGUGGCCAAGUAACCUAAGACAAAGGACCGCAUUCAUGUGUAGUAUAUAUAUGUAGUAUAUACACGCAUAUGUACAUACUAUACAUGGCCAUAUAGCCGCCACUCCGUCUCCACCACCGUCAUCGUCAUCGACAUCAGCAUCGACAUCAGCAUCGUCAGCAACCGCCGCCAGUUGGUUGUCGUGCUCUACUUGUGCCCAUUGUGGCCAGCAAACUCUUGUCAUCGUAACUCACAAUUGAAUUGUUCCUUUGUUCUGUCGAUGUCCCAAACAUCGCAACGCCGCCGAUUUCAUCUUCUCCAGCGACAAAGCCGGACCUAAAGACAAAGUCAGAAUCAGAAUCUGCACCAGCAAUUUCGCAUAAUUGGCUCCAAAAGUCGCGGCUCAUCCUCGUCUCUCUAUCUCUAUCUCCCUCUCUCUCUCUCUCUCUCUCUGUCUCUCUCCCUCGCACUGUCCUCCCCUCUCCCUUGCUGGGUGUCUGUUAUCCGCUCCCUGUUUCUCCGGCGUUUGUAGUUCACCGCCAGACCAAACGUCGCCAUUAUGCUGGUACCGCCGGACAUGAUGGCUGCCCAAACGCGCAUGAUCUAUCAGAUGAAUCGAUUCUGUGCCGAACGCGUGCAGGCGCGCAUGUUCAAGACAGCGACCGCCAUACGCGAGAUCUGCAAAAUUGUGCAGGACAUACUGAAGGAGGUGGAGUUGCAGGAGCCUCGUUUCAUCUCCAGCCUCGUCGAAUGCAACGGCAGAUUCGAAGGCGUUGAGGUGGUCUCGCCAAAUGAGUUCGAGAUUGUGCUCUAUCUUAAUCAGAUGGGCGUCUUCAACUUCGUCGAUGAUGGCACCCUGCCCGGAUGUGCGGUUCUCAAGCUAAGCGAUGGUCGCAAGCGUUCCAUGUCCCUUUGGGUGGAGUUCAUCACAGCUUCGGGCUACUUGUCAUCGCGCAAGAUACGCGCCCGAUUCCAGACUCUAGUCGCGCAGGCGUGCGACAAGAGCAUCUACAGGGACAUGGUCAAGAUGAUUGGAGACACCACCGAGGUGAAGUUGCGCAUACGGGAGCGCUUCGUCGUCCAGAUAACGCCUGCGUUCAAGUGCUCCGGCAUUUGGCCACGCUCAGCAGCCCAUUGGCCGAUGCCGCACAUCCCUUGGCCGCACCCAAACAUUGUGGCUGAGGUCAAGACAGAGGGCUUCGAUUUGCUCUCCAAGGAAAGCAUUAUAAUGCAGAACAAGAACAACAAUGCAGCCAGCAUGGAGGGUGAUGCCUGGGUGCUGAGUUUCUUUGAAGCCGAGAAUCGUUUGCUCCAAGGUGGCUGCCGACGUCGCUGCCUCAGCAUGCUGAAGACGCUGCGUGACCGACACUUGGAUCUGCCCGGCAAUCCGAUCAGCGCCUAUCAUCUGAAGAAUCUGCUGCUCUACGAGUGUGAGAAGCAUCCUCGUGACUUUGAAUGGGACGAGAGUUGCAUUGCGGAUCGCAUCAAUGGCAUCUUCCUGCAGCUGAUCUCCUGCCUACAGUAUCGGCGAUGUCCCCACUAUUUUCUGCCCAGCCUGGACAUGUUCAAGGGCAAGUCCCCCAGCGCCCUGGAACAGGCGGCCAAGCAGGUUUGGCGUUUGACGCGUGAGAUGCUCACGAAUGCAAAUGCCUUUGAGAAGUUGUAAGUUGCCAGUAGUUGUGUGUGUGUGUGUGUUGUUUCUCUCUGUGUGUGUGUGUGUGUGUGUUUGUGUGUGUUUGUGUUGAGUGUGCUUGUGAUGUGUGAGAUGAAGUGAAAAUGAUUCAAGGUGCUAAAAAUUUCCAUUGUCGUGGUCGUCGCAGUCGCUACUGCCGUUGCCGUUGCCGUUGCGAUUUGGCUGCUGAGAUAAAAGGCUGCCAUUUUCCAGUGUGCGAGGGCCAAACAAUCGCAUACAGAAGGCGCGAAUCUGAGAGCGUGCGUGAAUGUACACGUAUGAGUGUGUGUGUGUGUGCCCAACACAAAAACAACUACAACAAUAUGCCCAAGUGCUAAUGCAAAGAUACAAGAUAAGAGUCGCAGCAGCACUCGACAAUUCGUUCUACCCUCACAUUUUGCCUUGCCAGUGCCAGUGCCAGUCCCAGUCCCCAGCUCCAGUCCCAUUCCUUCCCAUUCGAGCGUGCUGGCUUAUCCUGCAAAUAUUGUUUUUAAUAACUCACAAUACGAGUAUGUGAUUUCAUCUCUCUCGCUCCCUCAUUGCCCUUUUAUUCCCGAAGAAAACAAAACAAAAAACAGAAAGGCAACACACACAAAAUAAUAAUAACAACGCUCAUACCAAUAAUAAUAAUAUAAAAAAGAGCAUUAGCCAGCGGCUCCUUUCACAACAGCUCAAGUGUGAAAUUUGCAUUCUACUCGCACUACUUACAUACAUACAUACAUACAUACAUAUGUACAUACUUACACGUAUGUACAUGUGCGAGUACGUGCAGAGGAUUUUCUUUACAUCUGUAUACGAUAGAUAAUGCUAGACAUACGUACAUAUAUGAAUAUUAUUUUGCACACACUUAGUGCAAGCAAAAAAAAAACAGAGAUAAAACAGAACAAAUAAUAAUAAUUACUAUUGUAAUGAAAAUCAGUGCAAUUAUAAUAUUUUAAGUUUAACAAAGUUAAAGCGAAAAGAACGAUGUACUUUGGUCAUUGUUAAUGGCUCCAUGACACUGACUGACGAAUUGACUGAAGAGGUGAAUUGUAGGAACCGCAAAUAUUGAUUAUUUCGUUUUUUAAGGAGAAAAAAAGCAUUCACUUAUAGUAGCUUUGAGAAAGCGACGAUUGUACCAUAUCCUUGUUUUAGGAUUUUCCAUGCAUAUUCACCAUGAUUGAAAAUAAAAAAAUUUAU